AUGGCGGCGCAAACAAUUAAGAGUGCCCUGCCUUCCCACCUCAAGCCUGGGAACGGCGAUGAGGCCGAGUUUGCCAAGAGGCACCAUGGCAAGACAAGAUCCCACAUGGCUUUCGAGAACACCUCGACCAACAUCGCCGCCGCCCAAAUGCGCAAUGCGCUCACCAACCUGGCCGAGACGUUGUUCGAGACCGAAAUGGACAACUUUUUCUCGCUCUUCCGCCGGUACUUGAAUGACAAGGCUAAGGGCAACGAAGUCUCAUGGGACCGCAUCGCGCCGCCUGCCGAGGGCCAAGUCGUCGACUAUGACGACCUCGCCAAUUCUGAGUCGGUCAACUUCCUCAACAAGCUCGCCGUUCUGAAGCUCAACGGUGGCCUGGGAACGUCUAUGGGUUGCGUCGGUCCCAAAUCGGUCAUUGAAGUCCGCGAUGGCAUGUCCUUCCUGGACAUGUCGGUCCGUCAAGUCGAGUACCUCAACCGCACAUAUGGCUCCAACGUGCCAAUUCUCCUCAUGAACUCGUUCAACACGGACGAGGACACCGCGGCCAUCAUCAAGAAGUACGAGGGCCACAACGUGAACGUUCUCACCUUCAACCAGUCCCGGUACCCCAGAAUCUAUAAGGACUCGCUCCUCCCCGUGCCCAAGUCGGUCGACUCGGCCGUCCAUGACUGGUACCCGCCCGGACACGGUGACGUUUUCGAGUCGCUGUACAACUCGGGCAUUCUCGACAAGCUGCUUGAUCGCGGCAUCGAGAUCAUUUUUCUCUCUAACGCAGACAACCUCGGUGCCGUGGUUGACCUCCGCAUUCUGCAGCACAUGGUCGAGAGCGAGGCAGAGUACAUCAUGGAGCUUACCAACAAGACCAAGGCGGAUGUCAAGGGUGGCACCAUCAUCGACUACGAGGGCAGCGUGCGCCUGCUCGAAAUCGCGCAGGUCCCCAAGGAGCACGUCAACGAGUUCAAGUCGAUCAAGAAGUUCAAGUACUUCAACACCAACAACAUCUGGAUGAACUUGAAGGCCAUCAAGCGCGUCGUGGAGAACGACGAGCUCGAGAUGGAGAUCAUCCCCAACGGCAAGACGAUCCCCGGCGACAAGAAGGGCGAGUCGGACAUUAGCAUUCUGCAGCUCGAGACCGCCGUCGGUGCCGCCAUCAAGCACUUCAAGAACGCCCACGGUGUCAACGUCCCCCGCCGCCGCUUCUUGCCCGUCAAGACGUGCUCCGACCUGAUGCUCGUCAAGUCGGAUCUGUACACGGUCAAGCAUGGCCAGCUGCAAAUGAGCGCGAACCGCUUCGGCGAUGCCCCGCUGAUUAAGCUCGGCGGUGACUUUAAGAAGGUCUCCGAUUUCCAGAAGCGUAUUCCCAGCAUUCCCAAGAUCAUCGAGCUCGACCACUUGACAAUCACGGGCGCCGUCAACCUAGGACGUGGCGUCACCCUCAAGGGCACCGUCAUCAUUGUCGCCACCGAGGGCCAGACCAUCGACAUCCCGCCCGGAUCGAUCCUCGAGAACGUCGUUGUCCAGGGUAGCUUGCGCCUGCUUGAGCAUUAA
This is a messenger RNA of Chaetomium globosum CBS 148.51, 1548 nucleotides long. RefSeq lists its product as uncharacterized. Gene Ontology annotation, cellular component: cytoplasm. Bases 1 to 1548 code for a protein of 515 amino acids. The record is from RefSeq and is a predicted model, not a curated record. The transcript is spliced from 4 exons. Gene Ontology annotation, biological process: glycogen metabolic process; UDP-alpha-D-glucose metabolic process. Gene Ontology annotation, molecular function: UTP:glucose-1-phosphate uridylyltransferase activity. Lineage: Eukaryota; Fungi; Ascomycota; Sordariomycetes; Sordariales; Chaetomiaceae.